AUGACCACCAUGCUGCCGGAGCAUGUGGGCUGCCCACCUGUCGCGCGACAUGCCGAGCAGCCUCCCACCGAGACUCCCGUGCGUUCGCAGGCCUGGCAGUCCCCGGCGAAACUUCGUUCCUGCUGUGAAAUGUUGAGGUUGCAGGGAGUGCAUGUUUCUUCGGGCAUGGUGGCAGUCUACAGCAGAGCAAGAUCCCAACUUGGACUGGUUGGCAUGGCAUCGCGAUUUUGCUUGUAUUUGCAGACUGUCCUGGAUCUCCUGUGCAGUACGCUGAUGGCCCAGUGGCUGCUGGAGAUAUUUCUGGACUGCAUGCCCCAAGCAGUUGUUGGUCGUUCCACGUAA
Molecule: messenger RNA, 342 nt
Organism: Symbiodinium sp. CCMP2592
Lineage: Eukaryota; Dinophyceae; Suessiales; Symbiodiniaceae
Source: the annotation of a GenBank genome assembly